Eruca vesicaria subsp. sativa (arugula) is the source of this 1769-nucleotide messenger RNA. The record is from the annotation of a GenBank genome assembly. Lineage: Eukaryota; Viridiplantae; Streptophyta; Magnoliopsida; Brassicales; Brassicaceae.
UUGGAUUAGAAAAAUGUGAACAGAGGAGAAGGAGGAGGAGCGAUGAUGAUGUUGCGUGUGUGUCCGUCGUCUUGCUUCUACUUCCGACCACUUAAUCUCUUCACUUCCUCUGCGAAAUUCCCUUUUUGCCCCUCUCUUCGCCGAGAAUUACGAUUAGUAGUCCCUUCUCGAUCUUCUUCUUCUUCGUUCCCUCGGAUGGAAUCUUUUUCGGCUCCGGAAACGGAUUCGUUAGGGGAAGAUACGAAGAAUCAAACUGAUGAAGGUGAAAAGAUCAAAAGGGAGCUCGAAGAGUUUAACUGGGACCACUCCUUUGUUAACGAGUUGCCUUGUGAUCCCAGAACCGAUGUUAUCUCACGUAAGGUAUUUAAUGCUUGUUAUUCAAAAGUUUCCCCAUCAGUACAAGUAGAUGAUCCUCAGCUUGUAUCAUGGUCUGAUUCUGUUGCAGAGCUCUUGGAUCUACAUCCUAAAGAAUUUGAAAGGCCAGAUUUCCCUCUCCUACUCUCUGGUGCUAAACCUUUGCCAGGAGCAAUGCCUUAUGCACAAUGCUAUGGAGGCCAUCAGUUUGGCAGGUGGGCUGGACAACUUGGCGAUGGUCGUGCCAUCACUCUUGGAGAAGUUUUGAACUCUAAAGGCGAAAGAUGGGAGCUUCAGCUCAAAGGCGCGGGUAGGACUCCUUACAGCCGUUUCUCUGAUGGCCUUGCAGUGCUGCGUAGUAGCAUCAGGGAGUUUCUUUGUAGUGAAGCUAUGCAUUGUCUUGGUAUCCCUACCACUCGCGCUCUUUGUCUUCUCACAACAGGUCAAGGUGUCAUUCGCGACAUGUUUUAUGAUGGCAAUGCGAAGGAAGAACCUGGUGCUAUCGUUUGCAGGGUUUCUCAGUCGUUUCUCCGGUUCGGCUCAUACCAAAUACAUGCUUCUAGAGGAGAAGAGGAUCUUGAGAUUGUUAGGAAGUUGGCAGACUAUGCCAUUAGACAUCAUUUCCCACAUAUAGAGAAGAGCAUGAACAGAAGCGAUAGCUUAUCUUUCAGAACCAGCAGUGAAGAUGAUUCAGUUGUGGAUCUAACAUCAAACAAGUAUGCUGCAUGGGUUGUUGAAGUUGCGGAGCGUACAGCUACCUUAUUUGCAAGAUGGCAAGGUGUAGGCUUCACACAUGGUGUGCUCAACACUGACAAUAUGAGCAUUUUGGGUCAAACCAUUGACUAUGGCCCGUUUGGUUUCUUAGAUGCUUUUGAUCCAAGUUACACCCCAAACACAACAGACCUCCCUGGAAGAAGAUACUGUUUUGCAAAUCAGCCUGACAUCGGCUUGUGGAAUAUUGCUCAAUUCGCUGAGGCUCUAGCUGCUGCUCAGCUGAUAAAUGAAAAGGAGGCAGAUUACGCCAUGGAGAGGUAUGGUGAUAAAUUCAUGGAUGAGUAUGAAGCCAUAAUGACAAAGAAGCUUGGUCUUUCCAAGUACAACAAGGAGAUGACUAGUGACCUUCUGAACAAUAUGGCUGUUGAUAAAGUUGAUUACACAAACUUCUUCAGGCUUCUUUCAAAUGUAAAAGCAAACCUCAACACACCUGAUGAUGAGUUAUUGAAACCUUUGAGACCUGCGCUCUUGGACAUUGGAAAGGAGAGAAAAGAAGCUUGGAUCAAAUGGGUGCGAGGGUAUAUACAGGAGGUGAGUGGUGGUGACACAUCAGAUGAAGAAAGAAAAGCAAGAAUGGAUUCAGUGAAUCCAAAGUAUGUUCUGAGGAACUAUCUUUGCCAAAGCGCAAUAGAUGCAGCUGA